Spinacia oleracea (spinach) is the source of this 2226-nucleotide messenger RNA. Lineage: Eukaryota; Viridiplantae; Streptophyta; Magnoliopsida; Caryophyllales; Amaranthaceae. The record is from RefSeq and is a predicted model, not a curated record.
UCUUCCCACCUUGUGCUUAUUACUAGUUUCCACACUCCCUCACCGUUUGUCCUUCUCCUCUUUCUCUCUCCUCAAUCACCCUACAUAAAAAUACAAUUUCAAUUCCACCACUAACUCAUCAUCAUCAUCAUCAUCAUCAUCUUCAUCUUCAUCUUCAUCAUACAAUUUCAAUUCCACCACUAACUCAUCAUCAUCAUCAUCAUCAUCAUCUUCAUCUUCAUCUUCAUCAUUCAUAGUUGCAAGAAACAGAGCAACCAAAAAAAAUGGCAUCACUUCCAGUCAACAAGAUCAUACCAUCAUCAACGACAUUACUGUCAUCGUCGAACAACAACAGAAGAAGAAAUAACUCAUCAAUUCGAUGCCAGAAGGCGGUUUCACCCGCGGCAGAAACGGCUGCAGUGUCGCCGUCUGUGGACGCGGCGAGGCUGGAGCCGAGAGUGGAGGAGAGAGAUGGGUUUUGGGUAUUGAAGGAGGAAUUUAGGAGUGGGAUUAACCCAGCUGAGAAAGUUAAGAUUGAGAAAGACCCAAUGAAGUUGUUUAUUGAGGAUGGGAUUAGUGAUCUUGCUACUUUGUCAAUGGAGGAAGUUGAUAAAUCUAAGCAUAAUAAGGAUGAUAUUGAUGUUAGACUCAAGUGGCUUGGACUUUUCCAUCGCCGUAAACAUCACUAUGGGAGAUUCAUGAUGAGGUUGAAGCUGCCGAAUGGGGUAACAACGAGUGAGCAGACACGGUACCUAGCAAGCGUGAUCAAGAAGUACGGAAAAGAUGGAUGUGCGGAUGUAACAACAAGGCAAAACUGGCAAAUUAGAGGAGUUGUUCUGCCUGAUGUGCCAGAGAUCAUCAAAGGGCUGGAAUCCGUUGGUCUUACCAGCUUACAGAGUGGGAUGGACAAUGUAAGGAACCCUGUAGGUAACCCUCUUGCAGGGAUUGACCCUCAUGAAAUUGUUGACACCCGACCUUUUACCAACCUAAUUUCCCAAUUUGUCACUGCCAAUUCGCGUGGAAACCUUUCUAUUACCAAUCUGCCAAGGAAGUGGAAUCCAUGUGUUAUUGGGUCCCAUGAUCUUUAUGAGCAUCCACACAUCAAUGACCUUGCUUACAUGCCUGCUACAAAGAAUGGGAAAUUCGGGUUUAAUUUGUUGGUUGGAGGAUUCUUUAGCAUCAAAAGAUGUGAAGAGGCAAUCCCACUAGACGCUUGGGUCUCAGCAGAAGAUGUGGUUCCUGUAUGCAAAGCUAUGCUUGAAGCUUUCAGGGACCUUGGCUUUAGAGGAAACAGGCAGAAGUGCAGAAUGAUGUGGCUUAUUGAUGAGCUUGGUAUGGAAGCAUUCAGGGGAGAGGUUGAGAAGAGAAUGCCUGAGCAAGUUCUAGAAAGAGCAUCCUCAGAAGAGCUGGUUCAGAAGGACUGGGAGAGAAGAGAAUACUUAGGAGUUCACCCUCAGAAACAACAAGGACUUAGCUUUGUGGGUCUCCACAUUCCUGUGGGCCGUCUGCAAGCUGAUGAGAUGGAAGAGUUAGCCCGUAUAGCUGAUGUGUAUGGAUCAGGGGAGCUCCGUCUGACAGUAGAGCAGAACAUAAUCAUCCCAAAUGUUGAAAACUCAAAGAUAGAUUCACUACUAAACGAGCCUCUGUUAAAAGAGCGUUACUCCCCUGAACCACCCAUCUUGAUGAAGGGGCUUGUGGCCUGUACGGGGAGCCAAUUUUGUGGACAAGCCAUUAUCGAGACCAAGGCUAGGGCACUCAAGGUGACAGAAGAGGUACAACGACUAGUGUCUGUAACACGGCCUGUUAGGAUGCAUUGGACCGGGUGUCCUAAUAGUUGUGGUCAAGUACAAGUGGCUGAUAUUGGGUUCAUGGGUUGCAUGACUAGGGAUGAGAACGGUAAGCCUUGUGAAGGAGCUGAUGUGUUUGUAGGAGGACGUAUAGGAAGUGACUCGCAUCUAGGAGACAUUUACAAGAAGGCAGUCCCAUGUAAAGAUUUGGUGCCUGUUGUUGCUGAGAUAUUGAUCAACCAAUUCGGUGCUGUUCCUAGGGAGAGGGAAGAGGCAGAGUAGUAGCUAGACUGUUUUGGGUGCCUGUUCUUGUUAACUGUUAUCGGUAUUCGGUAAUUACUUGUAAUAUUUGCAUUUUUUUUCAAGCAUAUAAUUAAAUUGCAUAAAGAUCCCUUGUAUGUCUGCAUAACAAGAUACUCAGUUAUGUAAUGUCAAUAGCAGGUUUACUUUGUUUAUUCAA